Heterocephalus glaber (naked mole-rat) is the source of this 2658-nucleotide messenger RNA. Lineage: Eukaryota; Metazoa; Chordata; Mammalia; Rodentia; Bathyergidae. The record is from RefSeq and is a predicted model, not a curated record.
CUCCCAGGUACUAUGAUUAUAGGUGUGUGCCACCACAUCUAGCCCAAAUAUUUUUCUUCACUUCCUUUCAGAAAGAGAGGUUCCCCGGGGUGGGGUGUAGCUCAGUGAUAAAGCACAUGCUUAGCCUGUGCCAGGCCCUGGGUUUGGUCUCCACAGGGGGGCAAAGAGAAAGGUGUAACUUCAAGAGCUUUAAGUGGAGAGUGAUAUUCUCUGACAUAAAAUGUCUAGAGCAGCGUGUGACAGACGUUCAUAGCAGCACUGUUUGUCAUAGCCUGACCCUGGGAAAUAAUUAUUCAUCAACAGUGGCAUGGACAAUAUGAUUCCAUUCACUUCAAAUCCUAAAACAGCUAAGAUCAAAUUGCAUUGCUUGGAGGUGGUUGCUUGGGUGGUUAAACUUGGAAAACAAAGAAAUGACUGACAGACCCACGAGGACAGAGGUGACUUCAUCAGGGAGGAGCCCUGGUGGGCGUGGCAGCAGGGCCGGCCUGUUCCUCACCCAGUGGUGGUUACAUGGGUGUCAGUGUCCUGUGUAGGGACCCUUCCUACUCUACAGUUUUGCAUUUCUCUGUAUCACAUAUCACAACUAAAUGGAAGACAUGCAUGGAACAACACAUCCUACUGGGAGGGUUGACCUUAGAGAGGUCUGUGCAGAUUGUGGGCUUCACUUUGUGUUUCAUGAGGGCUCCUGAGAUGACCUAGCCCCAGACAGGAGUCACACAGCAGAGCCAUGUUGGAUUGCUGACCCGGGAGCUUCUUCGGGAAGAGCCAGUCCUCAUCUGGGCGGACGGGGGUCCUGGCGCCCGGGAAGGACCUGUCACCAUGGGGAGUCGCUGUCAUUAUUAAUCGAGGUCUGCAGUAGACGCCCUGGCAACCUUCGCUGGAGGAUGCGAUCGGGUUUGGGGCUUCCUUUUUCGGAUUCGAGCGCGAGUCAAUGGGGAAGCCCCGGAAACCCAGGAAUCCGGCGCCCUGGUGGUUGCCAGCCGCUAUCGCAGCGUCAGGGACCAGAGUCCUCUUCCAGGGCAUCCUCCGGCGAAGGUUGCCAGGGCGUCUACCUCGGAGUCUUCCUCUCAGCCCCGCCCAACCUGCCCGAGGGAGGCCCGAGAGCGCGCGCCCGCCCACCAGAUGACCAAUCAUAGAAGGGGAGGACAGCAGGCCCCGCUCCCACUGGCCACUCCGGCGCCUGCCGAACGAGCGGCCUCUGUGGCUGGCGGAGCUUCCUGCCAAUCAGGGCGGAGCCAGCGAGACCUCGACUAAUAGCAGGAGGCGGCCGGGUCAGGCCGCCUGCACGGCGCGGGUAGACGCGCUGGUCCGCACGGAGGGAGUCACCGCCCUCCGACUGCGCGCUAGCUCCGGGCCCCUCUCUCCCGCCCGCCCGCGGCCGGCCGAAGCCGCGCCCACCGCCCAGAGUCAGAGGGAUGGUGGUAGUCACGGGGCGGGAGCCAGACAGCCGUUGCCAGGACGGUGCCAUGUCCAGCUCCGACGCCGAGGACGACUUUCUAGAACCGGCCACCCCGACGGCCACGCAGGCGGGGGACGCGCUGCCGCUGCUGCCCCAGCAGUUUCCCGAGGUUGUGCCCCUCAACAUCGGAGGUGCUCACUUCACCACCCGCCUGUCCACGCUGCGACGCUAUGAGGAUACCAUGCUGGCGGCCAUGUUCAGCGGGCGACAUUACAUCCCCACUGAUGCCGAGGGCCGAUACUUCAUCGACCGGGACGGCACGCACUUCAGAGAUGUGCUGAACUUCCUGCGCUCAGGGGACCUACCACCCCGGGAGCGGGUGCAGGCCGUGCACAAGGAGGCCCAGUACUACGCCAUUGGGCCUCUGCUGGAGCAGCUGGAGAACAUGCAGCCACUGAAGGGCGAGAAGGUGGCCUCCCCCUGCCCUCCCACCCCAUCCGCACUGAUGGCCGCUGCGUCCACCCCUGCAGACCACCUGGAGCGGAUUGUGGAGAUUGCCCGGCUGCGCGCAGUCCAGCGGAAGGCCCGCUUUGCCAAGCUCAAGGUCUGUGUCUUCAAGGAAGAGAUGCCCAUCACGCCCUACGAGUGUCCCCUCCUCAACUCGCUGCGCUUUGAGCGGAGCGAGAGUGACGGGCAGCUCUUCGAGCACCACUGCGAGGUGGAUGUGUCUUUCGGGCCCUGGGAGGCCGUGGCUGACGUUUAUGACCUGUUGCAUUGCCUGGUCACAGACCUGUCGGCCCAGGGCCUCACUGUGGACCACCAGUGCAUUGGGGUGUGUGACAAGCACCUCAUCAACCACUACUACUGCAAGCGCCCUAUCUAUGAGUUCAAGAUCACAUGGUGGUACUGUUUUGGGGGCUCUUGGAUGAAGGUAGUGCCUGUCUCUUGGUGCUGAAAAGAGGGGCGCUUGCCUUGGAGUGUUGGGAACUGGGCUGGGAAAGGCCUGUUUGGGAACCCUGGAAGAAGCAUACGUACGUAAUGUGGGGAGGUGUGGAUGGCUGGGUGGCGGGGCUGAAGGCUGGGCAGAGAACUCGGCCCUAUUGUGGCAAGUUCCUGGGUCCAUUGUCUUCUCUGGAGGGUGCAGGUUUUUGUACACAGAGUAACACUUCCCGAGUGUGGUCACACACCUGUUGCGAUUGCUUUUGUGCAUCGAGCCUCAGUAUCCUCAAAUGGCAUUAAAGUCAAGAACUAAAACCUGA